Cryphonectria parasitica EP155 is the source of this 1252-nucleotide messenger RNA. RefSeq names its product Undecaprenyl diphosphate synthase. Gene Ontology annotation, cellular component: dehydrodolichyl diphosphate synthase complex; endoplasmic reticulum membrane. Lineage: Eukaryota; Fungi; Ascomycota; Sordariomycetes; Diaporthales; Cryphonectriaceae. The record is from RefSeq and is a predicted model, not a curated record. Gene Ontology annotation, molecular function: ditrans,polycis-polyprenyl diphosphate synthase [(2E,6E)-farnesyl diphosphate specific] activity. Bases 53 to 1042 code for a protein of 329 amino acids. The transcript has 4 exons.
ACCUUCCAAGACUUCCUAACACUUAGUGACAGCAUUGUGCAGCUUCGUUAUCAUGCCUUCACGACACCAAGUAGAAGAACUGUACAGGCGCGACGAGAAGGCUGGCGGGAAGCUUCUUACCCCACAGGAGAGAAUAAAGCUCUUGGAGCCAUACCUGCCACCCACCAAGGCCACUCAAGAACAGAACGAGCGUUCUCGAGGCCGGCGACCCACCUUUGGCCUUCGAAAAUUCCUCAAGUCGCAGAUACACCUCCUGGUCUUUACCAUUGUCCAUACGAUCUUCUCCAUAUACAUCCGAACCCGACAAGCCUACCAUGUUGUCCGUGACCGCAUAUUCUCCAUCUUCUACUAUCACCACCGCGAUCCCGCCAUGAUACAAAAGGACGUCAAGGGUUUGGAAAGACUACCCAAGAUCCUGAGCGUCAUAUUAAAGCUGGAAGAUGACGGCAAGGGAGGUGCCGAGCUUGAGAGGCUGGUGAACGAGGUGGCAGAGAUCUCGGCCUGGUGCGCUUGCGCCGGCAUACCCGUGCUGAACGUCUACGAGAAGACAGGACUUUUGAAGCAAUACCUUCCCGAGAUACACCGAGCAAUCUCGCAGAACCUCAAAUCGUAUUUCGGCAAGCAACAUCCGACCCUGGCGCUAUGCGCUCCUCACGUCGAGUCAAUCGAGUCACCAGCACCGACGGCUGGUUACGGAGGGGAUGGGCCAGGUCACCUGCUGGUCAGGCUGGUAUCACACGAGGACGGACGGGACUCCCUAGUAGAUUUGACCAAGACACUGGCAGAGAUGGCACAGAGGAACAAGGUGGACCCUGCGCAUAUCGACUCGGCUCUCCUUGACGGGGAGCUGAAGGAUAUCGUGAUGGAGGAGUCGGACCUGCUGAUCAUAUUCGGUCCCUAUGUUGAGUUCCAGGGAUACCCGCCCUGGCACCUACACAUCACCGAGGUAUUUCACGUCCCAGACAACGAGGGCGUUGGCUACCAGGUGUUCUACCGCGGCCUUUGCAAAUACGCCAAUGCGCAGUUUCGAUGGGGCCGAUAGUUGAGGCCUUCCAACAUGUUGGAGCUUCUGUACAGAUUCAAGGCAUGACAAAGAAAGAAAUAAAACAGAAAGAAAAGAAGAAAAAGAAGGACAAAUGCAAGAGAGAUGUCAUUGAUAGCAUUAGAUUUUUCUUUUUCUUUUCCCCUGUCCUUCGAGUUUCUAUACCCCCCCCCCCCCAAAUCAAAAUCAAGACUUCCAGAUUUGCAUCUC